AUGAUUGAUAAUUGUAACAUUAAUCUAAAUAUUGAAUCUGUAUCAAAUUUAUCUAAAUUAUCAAAAUUGGCAAAUAAUAAAUCAUCUAUAUCUAAAAGUACUGACAAUAAUACAAACAACAACAAUAAUAAUAGUAGCACUGAUAAUAAUCAACUUCAAAACUUAAAGUGCACAUCUGAUGAUAUGCUUUCUUCAAUUCCUGACCUAAUUAAUGAUAACGAUGAUUAUGAAAAUCAAAUUGAUAUCAAUAACUCCAACAAUUACUCAAUUGAUAUCACAAAUAACAAUACACAAAUAAAUUAUGAUUCAGAUUAUUCCUUUAAUUUUGUAAAUUCCUCAUUAAACUCUUUUAAAAAUCAACUUUUUGAUACUAAUACUAAUUCUAUUACUACUACUUCUAAUAAUAAUAAUAAAAAUAUUAAUGUUAAUCUCAAUAUUACUCCAAACCCAAAAAACAUCAAUAACAAAAUUCAUAAACAUGUUAAUACCAGAAAUUUUAUUAACAAUCUAAUUAUUCAAAUUAUAUCCAAUUUGGUUUACGUUAAAUUCAAAACUGAUAAUACUCAAAGUCUUGAAUCUAAUAAAAAUGAAACUGAAAAUAUUAACAAAAACAACAAUAAUAUUAAUAAUACUACAUCGCAAAAUUUUCAUAUCUUUGUAUUAAAAAUCAUCAAAAGAUCAAAUUUAUCUUUAAAUCACUUAAUCUGCUCAACUUAUUUUCUAUUUAAAUAUAGAUCAAUUAUUAUUAAUAACAAUAAUAAUAUCUUGAAAAAUGAUAUUAAAAAAUUAUUUAUUGCAUCGCUAAUUUUUACAAACCUUCCAAUAAAUAAUAGUAAUAAUAAAUUAUCAAUUAAUAUUUGGGCUCAAUUAACUGGGUUGUCAUUAACUGAGUUACUAAAUUUAAAAAAACUAUUUAUUAAUUUAAUUACAAAUAAUAAUUCAAAGAUCAAUUCAAAUUUUUUAUUCAAAAUUAAUUUGAAAGAGUAUCAAUUUUUCAAAAACAAUUUGCUCAAUUUAACAAAAUUUUACAUCUCAAAUAAGAAAUAA
Molecule: messenger RNA, 1047 nt
Organism: Ascoidea rubescens DSM 1968
Lineage: Eukaryota; Fungi; Ascomycota; Saccharomycetes; Ascoideales; Ascoideaceae
Exons: 1
Coding region: 1-1047 (348 amino acids)
Source: RefSeq, a predicted model, not a curated record